AGAUGACUCAACAGGCAGCAGUAUUACAAAACUGCAACAACGAGCUAGUCAAAUGUAUUGAGGAUCUGUGUAACAAGAGAGAUGCUCUGCAAAGGGACAUCACGUCUGAGGAGGAAGAGAAAAGUAAACUCCAGAACGAUAUCAGAAUACUGAGUGAGAGGUUAGCAAAAGUAAACGAAUCGCUAGCCAAGAAGAUAACAGCUCGUAACGAGUACGACAAAACGAUAUCAGAGACGGAGAACGCGUACAUGAAGAUAUUGGAGAGCAGUCAGAGCUUGUUGCAAGUACUCAAGAGAGAAUCUACAUCCCUCAAAGCUUCCCCCAAACCUGAGCUGUAGAUAAACUUCUUCUUGAAAACUAACCCAAAAUAGUUUGAAAAUUAAAGAAGCAAUAAUGAUCGUAUUUUUGAAUGGCUUCAUGAUAUUCAAUCUUGCAGAAGUUAUGGUCUAAAAGAAUUGCUCACUUGUAUGGAUCAUAGAGCCUUACUACAACAAUUUUGAAAACUUUCUUUUCCCCUACAUUCAGUUUUUUCCUAUGUGAAAUAUCGGAAUUUGAAUUUUAUGUGAACUUUAUUGAUUUAAAGUCAUAAUAUUCGUAGACUCAUACACCAAAUACUGAUAACAGAAAAAUUUUAAAUGUAAUAUCUCUUUUAUUUAUUAAAUGUUGUGUAAUCUGUACAAACCAUUAUAUAUAAUAGACAUUUUAUUACACUAU
This is a messenger RNA of Bolinopsis microptera, 714 nucleotides long. Its product is annotated as microtubule nucleation factor SSNA1-like. The record is from RefSeq and is a predicted model, not a curated record. Gene Ontology annotation, cellular component: ciliary basal body; centrosome. Lineage: Eukaryota; Metazoa; Ctenophora; Tentaculata; Lobata; Bolinopsidae. The transcript has 2 exons. The coding region runs from base 3 to 338 and encodes 111 amino acids.